Messenger RNA from Phytophthora sojae, 1282 nucleotides. RefSeq lists its product as hypothetical. The transcript has a single exon. Bases 29 to 1282 code for a protein of 417 amino acids. Gene Ontology annotation, biological process: glutathione metabolic process. The record is from RefSeq and is a predicted model, not a curated record. Lineage: Eukaryota; Oomycota; Peronosporomycetes; Peronosporales; Peronosporaceae. Gene Ontology annotation, molecular function: glutathione transferase activity.
CCGAAGUCGCCUUACCACCGCCGCCGACAUGAGCGCCUUCCCGUCCAUUAAGCUCACGUACUUCGCCGCCGCCGGGCGCGCCGAGGCGCCGCGCCUCAUCUUCUACAUGGGCGGCGUGCCCUUCCAGGACAACCGCGUCAGCUACGACCAGUUCAAGGCCACGAAGGACUCGCUGCCCCUGGGCCAGUUGCCCAUCCUCGAGGUGGACGGCGAGGUCUUCACCCAAUCGCACGCCAUCGCGCGCUACGCCGGCCGCCUGGGAGGACUCUACCCGGUCAGCGCGCCCUACCUCGCGCUCAAGAUCGACGAGGUGCUGCACGCCAUGGGCGAGGUCGAGGAGAAGAUGGGCCCGUCGUUCCGCGAGUCGGACACCGACAAGAAGAAGGCCAUGCGCGAGGAGCUGGCCACGACCACGCUGCCGCGCUACGCCGGACUCAUCGAGGCGCGCCUCGAGAAGAUGAAGCAGAUCCCGGCCUUCACGUCCGACGACGUGUACGUGCACGAGGUGGUGCUCUACACCUGGGUCAAGUCGUUGCGCGCCGGCUACAUUGACUUCAUCCCCACGAUCGUGCUCGACGGCUACAAGCUGCUGAACGAGGCGUACGAGAAGGUCGCCAACCACCCCAAGGUCAAGGAAUGGUACACGCUGCAGCACAACGCUCCCAAGCUCAAGCUCACCUACAUGCCCCAUCCCGGACGCGCCGAGCCCAUUCGUCUCGCCUUCUUCAUCGGAGGAGUUGAGUUCGAGGACGAACGCAUUACCCGCGAGGAGCUGGCAAACCGCAAGCCCUCGCUGCCGUUUAACCAGCUUCCGGUGCUCGAGGUGGACGGUGAUGUCAUUGCUCAGUCCCUGGCCAUCCUUCGCUACGCCGGAACGCUGUCGGGGCUGUACCCGGCUACCGACGCGGUCGCUGCGUACCGCAUUGACGAGAUCUUUGCGCUCCUUGACGAUAUGUUCAACUUCCCGCUCUGGGGCGCUUCGUUCCGCGAGAAGGACGCGGAGAAGCAGCUGGCCAUGCGCGGCGAGCUGGCCACUGGCAUGGUAGCCAAGACCCUGGGCUUCCUUGAGAACCGCAUCAUCAAGAACAAGGGCCCCUACGCGGCUGGCUCGACGCUCACCGUGGCCGAUCUUGCCAUCUACGGCGUGCUGCUCGGCUGGAAGACCGGUGUGCCAGGAUUCCCGACCACCAUCGCCGACUCGUACACGAACUUGCAGCGUGUGUUCAAGCAGGUGAAGAAGCACCCGAAGGUGGUGGAAUGGGACGCUGCCCACAACCAGUAA